AAGAAGAGACUGGACAGCCAUUUGUCCGAAAUGGUGUAGGGUUUCCUGCCCGAGCAGGGGGUUGGACUAGAUGACCUCCAAGAUCCCUUCCAACUUUACUAUUACUAUUACUAUUUUUAUCUUGAGUCUUUGAGGGGAGACUGUUUUCCCAACAGUGGUCAUUUAAACUUUCAUAUAUUAUGACUUGUAUAUUGCCUAUUUUUUCUUUCUCUAGUCUGUCAACAGACUUGACAGCUUAGAUUUACAUUAUUUAAUUUAUCUCCUGAUUCCAUCAAUCAGUUUCUAUCCAAACCCUUGAAAUCCACAAUUGCUGUAGUCUGUAGAUCACAUGAGUCUGUAGUGGAAUUUGAAAAUUGUUAAUUUUAUGUUAUUGAUAGCAUAAAAUAAAGAUUUGUUGGAAAAAUACUGUGAUUGAAAAAUCAGUAUUUCUGAUGCUGGAAAAUAUAAUUUCAUAUACUAGUACAUGUAGGCCUAAAUACAUUUUUUGCAGUUUCUCGCUGUGAUUUUUGUCAAGGAUAUCACAGUUAGUGUAUCUUGGUUUCCCUCCCCCCACACUUGUCCUCCUUUCUAAUUAUUCAUGUCCUUCUCUGCCUGUUCAGAUAGCUGGUAACCCUACUUGUUAUAAACUUUAAGUUGUCUUAUCUGGAGACCAGAGGGGGUUAUUAUUCCAUUAAUUAAGUCAGUGACGUACUUCAAGCAAGUCAAAGUCUGUCUGAGCUGCUUGUGGACUUUGCAAGUUUUGUUUCCCACUGAUUUAUUAAGCUUCCUCUUCUGCCAUCUCCUAUUGGUUUAGUGGAUAUAACUGCAGGUUGAAGAUCCCCCUCCAAAACUUGUCUGCCUCUCUCUGAAUAUAGAUAAACAAGCCACAUUUCAGUCUGUUUCCUUCUUUCCAAAGAAAGGUCAAAGAGCAUAAUACAGCCAGGAAGGAAGCAGGUGGUAAAAGUAGCUUUCCUGGUCAAAACAAUUAAAAGUAGCAUUGAAGCCUUUUGAUGGCUAGCCAGAAAGCCUGUUCUCAGUGGUUGGUCACAGCAGUUUUAAUCCAGUUAAAAGUGAGAAAGGAACAGUGCCAACUUAAUGGAGACUCACUGUGUUUCUGAUCUGGGGCCAGAGGGAGCUAUUAUAUAUAAGGUUACUGUGGUUUCAACUUUGUAUAUAAUCUCUUCUGCCACCAUUCACAAUGAUCCUCUAUUAUCAAGGUUUUUCAAAUUGUUUUCUGUGGAAUAUGAGGAUUCUAUGAAUAACUCUCCACACUAGGUUUCCUCAAACACAGCCAAUUUCUUUUCACUGGAGAUUUGCCUCUUGAUCAGGGUUCCAGGAAUUUCCUUCCUUCCCCUUCCUUCCUUCCUUCCUUCCUUCCUUCCUUCCUUCCUUCCUUCCUUCCUUCCUUCCUUCUUCCCUUCCCUUCCCUUCCCUUCCCUUCCCUUGCCUUCCUUGAUGUUCAUACUAGAGUAAAAGAGGGCAGAAUCUCAAUUUAUCUGGAGGAUACCUCUGUUCACUGGUGAUUAGUCAAAAAUUGUUCAGACAGAACUUACAUUGUGUUUUUAUAGCUUUUUAAUUUACCCCCAGUCUCUUCAAUAAUUAAUUUAUAUAUGCAUGUUUAUAUUAAAAUGUCCACAUUAGGGUCCCAUUUGGCAACAGCCUGUCUAUUACAAUAUUCUGUUGUAUUUUGAACAAGUGCCCUAAAUAAUUUAAAAAUGGUAAAGUCUGUUAAUUGUGCAAUUUCUAGAGGAAGUAAUUUUUGCAUUUGUGGUUCGGACCAUAGCAAAUCCAGGGGCUAUAGGCUAAAUCAAUAGUCAACACAAACAGAAGAAAGCAAUAGCUUUGGGAAACAUUUCCACCCUGUUGCCAAGUAAACUACAUGGAGAUGUCCAUGUAGUCAUCAGGAUUUCGGCUCAAGGAAACCUUUUAUCUAUUUUGAUAACCCAACCUCCUGAUGUUAAAUAAAGCUUUUUUCUUUUGAGAUGUGAAAACUGAGCUUUGCAUUUGAUCAUCCUCUGGGUUAAAUCCUGAAUUAAGCUAACCAGAUUUCAGUGAUGCUUUUAUACAGUUCAAGCUAAUAUACCAAUUAUACCCAUUCCUAGGAAUGCUGGAUUAGGUUAAGAUAACACAUUUUAUUUGGACUUUUUUGUACCUACAUGAUAGAAUGACCAGAAGACAAUCUUCAUUAAGAACUUUCAUGAUAUGAGGAAUUUAUUCAGAGGCUUUCAGCCAAGUAUCAAGCUCUCAUUUUGGUUUCUCUUCAUAAAUAUUUUAAUGUAAAUUGUGAAAAGGAUUCAUUAUAUUUUACGGUAACUAAGGGCCACAUUCAUUCUUUCUUGCAUUCAAGUUAACAUACUAUCAACUAUUGAGGUCUCUUAGGAAAAUGAAGUAAAAAUGAGAAUUAGAGAUAUUAGAAACAAUUUAUUUCCACAAUUAAAGACACCAGCAAAAAGGUUAGAUUUCCCCAAGUCAGAAGGGAAAGAACUGGAGCAAUGCAAGGAAGUCUCAGCUGAGCUUUUGAGAAAAGCCCAAGAGCUGAAGUGGAAUGGUGUGAAGAUAUACAGGGGCUGAACGGAGAUUAUUGCUUUUGUUUUCCUGAUUUUUGAAGGGAAAAUUGAGGUCUUACUUUGGACAUUUUAAACUUCUUUAAGCUAUUUUAGUGCUUACACAAAACUUUUCAUGCAUUUUCUGUCCCUGUAAUUAAGUCAGAGGAGAGGGACUGCAAAAAAAGGGACUUGGGGUCUGGUCUGCAGGGUGCCUCUCCCUGAGUUAACGGAAGAGGCUUUUUUUGUUGAUACUUCCUAGUAACUAAUCUCUUUUCUAGAAAGCUUUGCACCAGAUGAGGCACAGACCUUGAUCACUGUUGCUUGUCAGGGAGAGAGAUGAUAGAGUCCAACCACCCAAAUAAACAGAACCAAACAGAUGGAACCUUUUCUUUUAAUUUUGGUAUCUGAGAUUCAAUGUACCCUGUCUGAAGAACCUGGUCUCAGGGCUGACAGAAAUAAAAGUAUUAUUAUUAUUAUUAGGUUUCCCAGUUUCACUAAACGUAAAAGAAGCUGGGCGGAGCAUUGAUUUUGUUGGAGCAAUGGAGCUGAAAGAAAUAACAGUUUGUCUUUUCUUCAUUUGCUGUUUUAAUGGUCAAAACCUGUGCUUUUCUCCUGUUCUCGGUGGGCCUUAUCUGGUAAUUAGACCCCAAAAAUCCCACUAUUCAGCCUUGAAGUGCUUUGUAAGCCUUGAUUAGAAGGAUAUCUCUGCCAAAUUGAGCAAUCACAUUUCUUUCAGUCUUAAAACUGAAAUUUGCUUUGGGGAUCAGAAAUAUUACCACAAGCCCUUUUGCCAGUGCUGGUCCCACUCCUUAAUAAAAACAUCAGCGACCAGCAAUCUUUCUGCUGUUUUCUCUCAUUUUCACUGUGGGAGAGGAAGACAGGCUCCAGGGCUUUGAUGUGCAGCCCUUGUAAAUCCAUCGAUGAUGCCUUAUAUGUGCGCUCAUGUGAGUCCCAACCAGCUCCAGCUCCUUUGAAGUGCUCCAGUGACCAAGAUGAAAGUAGUGGAGGGGGAAGAGUCUUUCAAAAGCCAUCAAGCCCUAAUUGCAGAUUGCCACAUCACCCGAUGUUUCUUCAUUCAAAGAAGAAAUACCACAGCCACACAGGAUGCAGAACUUGAGGCUGAAUGGACAGGUGAUACCAGAUCAACACAAACACCAUUGGCCAUUGCAACAGGCUUCAAAGAACCAGUUGGCAUCACUCCAGCCUGCGGAAAUACUCUCCGAAGAGAAAACACCUUUUGUACUGGACUUACAAAGCCUGACAGGCUUAGCCAAUGUGGAUCUGAAUGCCCAGAAUCCAAACAUACAGGUGACCAUUGAAGUGGUGAAUGAUCCUCAAGCAGAGAUAGAGAUGGACUUGCUGAAGGAGACUAGUAAUGAUUGGUCCCUGUCUUCCUCUGAAUGGUUAUCUCAUAAGGACCUCUUUUGGCCUCUUUUCUGGGAAUACACAGAUCCCAUAGAGGAUGGUGAUGAUAAUUUGAACAUAAAGAGCAGGGAUGAAGAGGAGGAGGAGGAAGAGGAAGAUUAUACAUCGGAGUAUGAUGAAGAAGAAAUAGUACUGAGUGGAGUGGGGGGAAAUUGGCAUCAGAGGUGGCCUAAUCGAAAGAAUUGGAUCUUAAAAGAGAAAUACAACUAUGAUUAUGAAGAUGAAGAGGAUUGGAGUCCUUGGUCUUCCUGCAGUGUAACCUGUAGCAGUGGCCAUCAGAAGAGAACUCGGUCUUGUGGUUAUGCAUGCACAGCCACAGAAUCAAGAACUUGUGAGCUGCAGCACUGUCCUGGAGAAGUUGGGGCAAUGGCUUCUACCACUGAAGAGACACCAUCUGAAGCUGAAAAUGCGACGGAGAUUCUGAAUGCAGAUGUGGAUAGUUGUGAGAAAUGGCUUAAUUGCAAGAGUGAUUUCCUCAACAAAUACCUAAGCAAAGUGCUUUCAGACCUACCCAACUGUCCCUGCUCUUACCCUUUAGAAGCUGUUUAUAGUGCUGUAAACUUGCAAGAUGAGCAAAAGGGCAAGAACUUCCGAUGGCAGGAUGCCAGUGGGCCAAAGGAGCGAUUGGACAUCUACAAACCCACAGCCCAUUUCUGCUUGCGUUCCAUGCUAUCCCUGGACAGCACCACUCUAGGUGCCCAGCACUGUUGCUAUGAUGAGAACACCAAGCUUAUUACCCGAGGCAAGGGAGCAGGAGCGCCCAACCUCAUAAACACAGAGUUCUCUCCUGAGUUACACUACAAGGUGGACAUGCUGCCUUGGAUCCUCUGCAAAGGGGACUGGAGUCGAUACCAUGCUGUGCGGCCUCCCAAUAAUGGGCAACAGUGUGCUGUCAACCCUCCAGAAGAUGAAUACCUUUCUCAACUACAGGAGGCCAGAGAGUAUUAAUAUAGUAACCAGAAGGAGGCUGAGGAGAUCAGGAUGCCCCUUCUGUCUCCCUUGCUCAACAACAUAACAUUUAUUGUUUCUCCAACCUCGCCCCAAUAUUUAUAUCAAAGGUCUCUGCAACUUCAGAAUUGUAUGUUAUUUUGUUAUCACCUUAGUAACAAGGUAAGUUUGUAGGGCAGACUAAACAAUCUCCUCAGAGGUUCCAGUCCUGAGUUCUCUAUAACAACCUCUGCUUUCUUUUCUGUCUUUUCUCAACACUUAGACGUUAUCCCAAGCUGACUGGCUUUCAGGGAUGUGUUAGAAGGCUAGCAAUUGUCUGGAGGAUUUGGGACAAGGGUAGAGCCCAAGAAUUUAAGUGGAUAUCUUGAUUCAUUUGCUAUUAUGUUUGCCAUGUCUUACAGUGCAGGUUGUGAAUUCCUUUUGCAUAAAUCAGACGGGUACUCAUGGUGUAUGAAAGUCCAGAAAUAGAUUAAUAUCUCCAAAUUAUGUAUUUAGGUAAAAGGAAACAUUGUCAGAAUCUUUGUAGAAAGAAGAGUCUGGAUGUACUCUUAUGUAAUUUUGGCCCAAUCUUAGGAAAGAAAACAGAAGACACCAUCUUGGUAUGUUACAUUCCAUACAUUUCAGGGAAAACUGGACGAUGAGGUAGAGAUGUUAGAAAGUUAGGAAUGCAAAUUCCAGGAUGGAUAUGAAACAUGCUCUUCCUAAGUGGAGAUGAGGCUAACCUUCAUCCAAAACUGAUGGAACAAACCAAAUCCAGUUUCUGUCUACCUGAAUAAAUAACAUUUUGGAUUGUAUAAUCCUCACCCUCCCAAAACCGCCUUCAAAAGAUGCUACAGGUAUAUGUGAAAGAAUCCAGCUGCCCUGGGAAAGUCACAGUACAUGUAACCUUAGUCCAACUUUCCCUACCAAAUGUUCAUCAUUUCAUAUUCUCUGUCUAUUAGGACAAAAGCUGGGAACUCUGAGGAGUGUAUUAUUAACUUUUCUACAAGACACUAGAUUUGGAAAGUCUUUCCUACACCAUGUCCUUGAACACCUUUCAGGAUGAUGGAAGACUAUAGUUCAAGACCAAAAUGUUCCUGCCGGCACAGCUUUGUGGUUGUGCUGGGCAGAUGGUCCUUGGCAAAAUCUGUAUCUAUGCUUACGCAUUUUGUACUGAAUCCUGUCAGCUACUAAUCCAGUCAAAUCUCUUUACUGUUGCUGCUAACACCACAUGAUAACACUUACCUCAGCGAAAGUCAUCACUCUGCAUACAGAGUCCUGACCCAAUUUCUCCUGUAAGUGCCUGAUAUCCCAUAAAUCAUUGUACCACGAGAGGUUUCUGGUGUCUCUUACAGCUACUGUCUGAAAGGGCCAUGGGUCAUAAAACCCAGCAAGUGGAUAGGAAGGGAACUCCUAAAGUAAUCCUGUUGAAGCUCAGCUAAUCACCAGCUUCCAAAAAUCUCCAUGUCCCCUGGAAGGCCUGCCUGUGGAGACUUGGGUUGCAAUGCUAGGGAAAACACUACUUUUAUGCCAGACUACCUUAAACUGGCUUCAGAUGCUUCAGCAGAAGCCUAAUAAUGAGAUGGUUAUAUUGUGAAAUUCUGUUGAAUAACAGUUAAUGGAUCAUUUUCAUACCACUGCAAGUAGGACAUACUGCUGAGGUCUUCCUGACAUCAACUUUUUCCUCAGUUUAAGACAGACAGCAAUGAGGUAUAAAGGAAAGGGAGAGAAAAAGAAGCAAAGUAAAAGUGACAGUACUCCAAGCCACAUUUAUUCCAAAAUAAUCCCUACCUGUUCCUGCUGCCACUGUCUGUGCUGGCAGUCCUUCUAUCUACCACACUCCCAUUGCAUCUGCUUCGCCAGUCCUUCCCCAGCAUUGUAUGUUUCCACAAUUUGCAAAAAGUAAGUUGCCAGAAAAAAGGCAUCUCCAAAAUCUAAUUACAAGGUCAGUCCCACCAAAGUGGCGUAUGAGAAGAAAAACAUGCUCGUGGAAAGAAGGAGGCCAGCCUUUUUCGGAGAGGGGGAAAUGAAACAGAAAAAGACCUAGAUUCCCUAGCUACAAUAAAACUCCCAGGAAUAUUAAAACAAUCCAGAAACUGAGAAACACAUGCAAGUAACUUAAGGCACAUUCCUGUUAUGAAGAACACACAGCUGUGUUUGUCUGACUUGUGACCUAUCCCCAUCAUCUAAGCCAGAUGGAAUAUCAGAACAUACAAACUGCACUGUUGGACACAUUGCUUAUUUGUAUUGUGGAAUAAGCUGUAUUUUAAGAACUUUAGGGUAAGAAUCUCUGCUGGGGUUUUCUCCUUAUUUGGAAUAAUUGUUGGUUGUAAAUACUAAAAAAUGGAGCAGUGUCUGUGUACAUCUUUAGCCUUUGCAGCCAACCAAUCUAAGGAGACAUGUUCAGUGACAACUAAAUGUGAAAAUAGGUUUUAUAAUGGAGAACCUGGAUUGCCUAGCCAUUCUAUAACUCAACUCAUUUUCUUGCAGGAUUAAAUAGGGAGGUCUCUAUAGCUAUCCCAUCUUAGAUUAGGUUAGGAUGUUUGCAUAACAGGGCUAAGCAAGGAAAGGCCCCUUAACUGGGGUAUUUUGGAUUACAACUACCCUCCCAUACUGUAAUAGGUUUUGGUGUUUAUACUUUAUACUCUGCUCCUGCUCCAGUUAAGAUUGUUUACAGUCACAGCUUCUAGCUUAGGGAUCCUUUUUUUGGUAGAAAUAGGUGGGAUAAGCAAUAUUAAUUACCGUACAUAUUUGUUGGUUUCUGAGGUUGUGAGGAUAAAAACAUUUCCAAAUGAUAUUCUAUUUUUUUAAUCUUUUUUUAAUUUCAGUGGGAUUUUGUCUUCUUUUGAGGCAAUGCAGUUCUUUUCACACAGGCAAGAUGAAAGGAAAGUUAACGUUUGGAAUAUUUGAUAACCAUUAAGAUGUCGCUGGAGGUUUAACAUCUAAGUUCUUCAUAUUUUGGACCUUUCUUUAGUUAAAAGAAGCCCAAUAUUUUGUAUUAAUAAAUUAUAAAAAUUAAACACCUACUUUAAUUGUUUGACAUAAUUUAUUAUGCAAAUGUUAUAUCAGACAACAAAGCCUUCUUUGUUAUGACUUUUUCUCUCCUAAAUUGUGAUUUUUACUAUUUGUUAGAAAUGCUUUUUUUUAAAAAAACAACUAUCUAAUGUUUUAGAUUUAGUACCAAUUAGCAAGUUUCAUCCAGUCCUGGAAUGCAGAUUAUAUGCAUGUUAAUAUAUGUCUAUGCAGUAUUUAUCAUGCCAGCUCCUUGGAUUGCUGCUGUUUUUCUCCCCUGAGGUCACUGAUUGUUAAGUGUUGCUUUAUAGUUGCACUGUUGCUGUCACUGUUGUUUCCUUUCAUUAUUAUUAUUGCAGAAACUGGAUAGAACUUUUAGAAAACCAAAAGCGCCUAUUCCCCUUAAAGACCUAACUGGUGCUUAUGUGCCAUCUGCAUGUUGCUGGAAUGGGAUGGUAGCCAUAUGACCUCUAGUGUACAAAUAAGGAACUAUGUGGAACUGUUGGGUGAAUAAUUGAAUUCAAAUCUUGAUUGAGGCAGGGAAACCUUGCUUAUUAGCUACUUAAUUAUUAUUAGGGCAUUUAUCUCCAAUUAGAAAACUUAAAAUAUUUUGUUGCAUCAAAAUAUGCAAUUGUUGUGGCAAAGUUGUAGCAUCAGGCCAAUUGGGAAAACAAGGCCUCUGUUCUAUUUGUUCUAGAGAGGUUUGUUAUUGUGUGUAAACCUGCAUCUCUCAAAAGUAGCAACAGUAGUAGCUUUACUUAGUUAGUACCUAUAACUAAGCAUGUAAUAACAUAUAUAACCUGCAGUAUUUCGUUUGCAAAUAAAACUCAAUUAAAAAUUAAAGCCAAAUAAUUCCUUGGCACAAUAUAAACAUAUCAACCUGGUUCAGUAAAUUAAAAACCAACUGGCACAAUAAAAUCAACUAAAUACCAUAUAAAACAUAUGAGCAUAAAUUAAAUGUCAAUAUUUCAAACUGUCAAGAAGAGGACUAACUGCUGUUAUUCCAGUGCUGUAGUGGAGGAUGUGUGUAUGUGCCAUCUGACAAAAACCUGCAACUUCAUUGGGUUUUUUUGUGUGGGGGUUACUACCAAGUAGUUAGUGGACCAUAAGUAGCCUGUCUCCUUUUGCUCUUUUCAUGGCUUCAUCAAAUAACAGGUCUUCUGCUUCCACAACGGUAUAUUCGGCUUUGUGGUCAUGAUAUUUUAGAUGGAAUAUUCAUCUGCAAGUUUCGGAUGCUGUUGUCAGCAGUUGGUUUAUUAAGUUUCUGCUUGCCAUUUCCCAUUAUAUUUCAUCCCCCCCCCCCAUUUUGCUGGAAUAAGUUCUGAAGUCAUUACUCCUUCAGUCCUUAUUGAAAUUUGCUAAUUGUUUUACUUUGUUUCAUUUUAGGGUAUUCUGGGUUUUCUUCAUCUUUUCUUUAUUGAUUUCACUGUCUUCUUCUCCAACAUAUAAAAUAGUAAAACUGUAACAAGAGCAUCAUAUGACACAAUGUGUUUAAAAUAUCGCAAUAGAUUAUGCUGCUAUUUUUCUGGAACUUGAUAUGCAAGAAGAGAAAUCUGAGAAUAAGACAUAGAAGUCUAAGCUCAAAGCAUCCAAGUUCAAAGUAUAUGUCAAGGAGAGCAUUCUUGAUCCACAGCAUCACACAUCCUUUUACUGUCUUAGUGAUUAAAUGGUAAGGAUCACCUAGCUGUUGCAUUUUCUAUCACUUUUCCUGUUGACACUGACCUAAUGUUUGUUACAUCAAAAUUAGACCAGCUUGUAGACAAGAGAUCAUUAUAAUUUGUCUGAAGGAAAAAAAAAAGCCCGAGGAAGGGUCCAGAAAUUAUUUAAAUAAUCUGCUUGGAUUACUAUUCCACAGGAGGUACUAAUGAUUUAUUGCCUAAAAUGCAAAUGCUGGUUGCUAAGCAACUAAUUAUACAACAUACCCAUGCCUAUAUCCAGAUGUGAUGGUUGUCUUACAAUCCUUUUUGUAGAUGUUAUUGCCUUUUAGACCAUAACUAUCUGCUAUUCUGGCUUUUAUCCUUUUUGGUGGCAUUUGCUUUGACAGGGAUAGUUAGAAGGUUCCUCUGCAUUGGCAAAAGAUGGAUAACACUAUAUAUUAACUCAUUCUGAGCUGUUGCAAUUGCUUAUGGAUCUCAAUCCUUGUGAAUCUCUGAUUCAGGCAAUAACUUAUGGCUUGUUGGGCCACAAUUAAGGCUAUGACCUGAUAAAUUUUGAUUGUUUAUCCCACUUUCAGAAACCAGCUGGGUCAAAGCUGCAAUAUUGCCAUGCAGAAAGUGGCUGUUAAUGCUACAUCUGUUAACCAUGUAAAGCGUUGGAUAAAUACUAUUAUGCUGAUAUAUUAGUGAAAAUGACACCUCAAGAAAAUCUGGAUAAAACUUGAAGAUGGUAUAAGUGCUUAAGUGAGAAAAUAGCCUGAACUGUCUAAUUUAACAAUUUUGAAAUAGAUAUAUAAUGUACAAAAAAGCAAAUAAACUGCUACAGAUUUUUUUAAACAAAAUAGUUGAACAUUCAUGAAUAAAUCAUCAUGGAAAAGCAGAAUCCAUUGACAAAUGGGUUUUCUCUUUAUUUUCACACACCCUGGAGAUCUGCUACCAAGGCUCCCACAAUCAUAUAAAAGAGAUUGUGUGAGUGCACAAGAACAAGAGAGACAAAUGACAAAAGUUAACGGUGUGAACUUGUGUGAGGUUAAAUUACUCCCAGUGUGUUUUUGGUAGUCAGGUUUGAGAGAGUGGUUUGCUACAUUUAAGCAGCAGCCACUGCAGACUACUAUUAGAACUGAGCUAUACACCACUGCAUCCAUAUGCUCAAUCCAAUUUAGUCGGCAUGGUAAUGGUGGAGAAGGAUGAUAGGAUAUGAGAAAGCUGCCUGUCAGCUUUCAGCCAGAACUGGCCUCCUCCUGUUCUUUACUUCCAAAAAAGACACAUCAUGGACGAGCCCUGGUGGUGCAGUGGUUAGAAUGUAUAGUGCAGGCAAACUCUGCCUGCAGCCUGAAGUUCAGUCCUGAUGGGCUCAAGGUUGACUUAGCCUUCCAUCCUUCCAAGGUUGGUAAAAUGAGGACCCUGAUUGUUGGGGACAAUAUGCUGACAUUGUAAACGGCCCAGAGAGUGGUAAAGCACUAUGGGGUAGUAGUUAAGUCUACCGUAAGUGCCAUUGCUAUAUCCUUUAAAAUAUUGAUAGUCUCUUAGAAGCAAACUAAGCAUAUUUCCUUCCCACAAAUGCUGCAUAAAAAGGAGCAAGUAAAUAAUCUGUGUGAUUGUUCCUUCAUCCGCUGCUCUGGUCUUCCUCUCUACAAAUUCUUUCCAUAACAUAUGGAGCCUUUCCCCAUUGUUGAUUUAGUGCCUAUCAUCUCUGAGGCAGCAGAAAUAUAAUAGCAUAAUAGGGCUGAUUUCCAUCCUUCCUUGAUUGCCUCUGUUGAGUUAAAGUUAUAUUGGUUGAUUUCUUUGUUACCUCCUCUGCAUAACUCAGCCUGCAGACAUCCCCUAAUAUAGAAUAUAGAAUAACAGAGUUGGAAGAGACCUUGGAGAUCUUCUAGUCAACAACCUGCUUAUGCAGGAGAACCUAUACCAUUCUGGACAAAUGGCAGUCCAAUCUCUUCUUUAAAACUUCCAGUAGUGGAACACCCACAACUUCUGGAGGCAAGUAAUCAUAGUACUGCAGCAGGAAAUUUGGGCAGGGGAGAAAGGCUGGCUACAGGAUUCUAUCCAUCAUCUGUGGGCUUCUUCCCUUCCUCCUUUCACUUUAUAUUCUUGUAGCAUGAGCUGAAUAGAAAACAUUAAAAACCUAAGGAACUGAAUCACAAACAGCACUUUUCCUUAGGAAUCCUCUCCUUUUCUUCCUAUAGACAACACAUCCUUGCCUACAGAUCCUUCCAUCUUCUAUGGUAGUUCCAUAGGCAAAUAGGCAGAGCAGGGAAGAAUUGGUUACCUGUACAAUCUUAUUUUAGGCUGUUUCCCAAGAUGUUUCUAUUAGAGAAUUUUAAUUUCUCUAUUGGUGAAAAAAUAAAUCAGAAGCUCUCACAGUUGACUGCAUUUAGCUGAUUCAAAAUAACUUCUUUAUACUUAUAUCAAAAUAUUUACAAUACC
Crotalus tigris (Tiger rattlesnake) is the source of this 11971-nucleotide messenger RNA. It is a transcript of the gene ISM2, whose product is annotated as isthmin 2. The transcript is spliced from 6 exons. The record is from RefSeq and is a predicted model, not a curated record. Bases 3630 to 4898 code for a protein of 422 amino acids. Lineage: Eukaryota; Metazoa; Chordata; Lepidosauria; Squamata; Viperidae.